This is a messenger RNA of Nymphaea colorata (pocket water lily), 1938 nucleotides long. Its product is annotated as WRKY transcription factor 44-like. Bases 229 to 1656 code for a protein of 475 amino acids. The transcript has 5 exons. The record is from RefSeq and is a predicted model, not a curated record. Gene Ontology annotation, molecular function: DNA-binding transcription factor activity; sequence-specific DNA binding. NCBI's taxonomy places the organism in Eukaryota, Viridiplantae, Streptophyta, Magnoliopsida, Nymphaeales, Nymphaeaceae. Gene Ontology annotation, biological process: regulation of DNA-templated transcription.
AUAAUAGGCUGGUCCUGGUACGAGACUCUCUCUUUCUCUCUCUCUGUAAUUGAUGCAUUGAAGGCAUCCGAAUUUCACCCAUGCUUCUUUAAGUCACUGUUCGUGAGCGAAGCACCAAACCCUGCAAUGCCGGGGAUUGUUUGGUGUACCGGAAUUAUGAGGAAGCCCCUACUUGCCGGAGCUUGAUUGGUUUUCUGUUGCAGCCCUGGUGGUGGUGGUGGUGGUGGAAUGGAAGGGAAGGAGGUGCAGCAGAGGGUGGUUGUUUCCAAGCCCGUCGCUUCCCGGCCUUCUUGCACGGGUUUCAGGACGUUCACCGAGCUACUGGCCGGAGCCAUCAACGCCACCCCUCCGAGGACCUUGCCGGAGUCCGAGCCCCCGACGACAACCACCGUCGCAAUCCGGCCCAAGACGGUGAGGUUGAAGCCCUCCGUGAGCCAUUUCCCCGUUGGUGGCCUUCAACCCAAGACGGUGGGAGCUGCACCAACAGCACCAGCAGCACCGGCCACCGCCGCCCCUGCAGCUGCCCGCACUUCUGCCACUUCUUCUGCUGAUAGGCCUUCGAAGACUGAGGAAAGACCCAAUGUUGUUUACAAACCAUUGGCAAAGGUUGUUUCAAGAGCCACUGUAUCUCUCCUGGCUAAUAUGGGGAACUUUGAUCAUAAACAUCAACCUCCGCCUUCAUAUGCAGCUCCUAAGCCAACUCAACCUCAAUUGGAUAAAGUACAGGAAAUUGUGUCUCCAAAGCCAGUCCCACAGAACACCGAACAGAGUAAUACAACUAUGCCUUCUGCAACUAGUGGAGACCGACUUUCUUUUGAUGGGUACAACUGGAGAAAGUAUGGGCAGAAGCAGGUGAAAGGAAGUGAGUACCCACGGAGCUAUUAUAAGUGCACGCAUCCAAACUGUCCGGUGAAGAAGAAGGUUGAGAGGUCUCUUGAUGGGAAGAUAGCAGAGAUUGUGUAUAAGGGUGAGCACAAUCAUCCAAAGCUGCAGCCUCCCAAGCGUGUUUCUUCAGAGGGGCAGGGUCAAACUCAUGUAUCCCAAGGUGUUGGACGGGAUGGCUCCAAUCCACAAUUGAGUGAUUCUCAUGGCAAGAAAAAUAUGGAGAAGAAUAGUGGCAAUGUUGAGCAGCAAAAUGCAACAGUGCCAUUGGCAAAUGCUCAAAAGAGCCAUGGAAAGUUGGCAUCUUCACAGUAUCCAAUGAAUAACCUACUUAAUACAGGUACCGCAAGCCAUGAAAACUCUUGUGGAGUUAGUGAGGAAUGUGAGGUGGGAAGCAGAGGAGAAGAUGGUAAUGAUGAAGAACCUGCCAGUAAGCGAAGAAAGAGAGAGAAGAAAAUUAGUGAAGGUGCAGUAGUACAAGACCCCCAGAGUACUACACAAACUGCUGCAGAAUCUGAAAUUCUUGAGGAUGGGUUUCGGUGGAGAAAAUAUGGACAGAAGGUGGUGAAAGGGAACCCGUACCCCAGAAGCUAUUACAGGUGUACCAAUCUGAGGUGCAAUGUGCGCAAGUAUGUAGAGAGGUCAUCUAUUGACCCCGGCGCAUUUGUUACAACUUAUGAGGGAAAGCACAACCAUGAAAUGCCAGGCUUCCGGAGCUCCAGCGGCGAUGCUCCGGACUUAGAUUCCCAGGCUUGCAAUGAAGCCAAGCAUUAGCUGUCCUUGUGAGCAAAUAACACUGAUGAAAAUGCACCGUAUCAUCCAUGACUCAAUGCGACCUCCAUGAAUGAGAACAAGGUUAUGAUUAAAUUUGCAGAGCAAUUGUAUUACUAAGAUUUCAAGGCCCAUGGUAAAGAUUUUCAAUCCAUAUGUCUGGUGGCUUACUGUGGUAUGGUAUGUCCACGGCCAGAGCGAUUCUCUGAUUGAAUAGUCUUAAUUUUUAUGUAAUUUUUCUCUCAAGUAAUUGGUUUAUGUCAAUGUCUGAGUUUUGCCUUCUUC